This is a messenger RNA of Ziziphus jujuba (common jujube), 1923 nucleotides long. RefSeq lists its product as uncharacterized. Bases 1 to 1923 code for a protein of 640 amino acids. The transcript has 7 exons. The record is from RefSeq and is a predicted model, not a curated record. NCBI's taxonomy places the organism in Eukaryota, Viridiplantae, Streptophyta, Magnoliopsida, Rosales, Rhamnaceae.
AUGAGAUGGCACAAAGAGAAGCGUCCUAACACAAAUGGAGUAUUGAGGCAUCCAGCAGAUGGAGAAGCAUGGAAGCACUUUGAUGAACAAUAUCCGAUAUUUGCUAUGAAUCCUCGUAAUGUCCGGCUAGGUGCUGCCACUGAUGGAUUUAAUCCUUUUAGUAACAUGAGUACUUCGUAUAGCAUGUGGCCAGUGAUGUUAGUGCCUUAUAACCUGCCACCUUGGAAGUGCAUGAAAGAGACUUUUUUGAUGAUGUCACUAUUAAUACCAGGCCCAACAACACCUGGAAAAGACAUUGAUGUGUACUUACGGCCUAUGAUUGAUGAAUUGAAAGAUCUAUGGACAAAUGGUGUCACCACUUAUGACAUCUCUAAAAAGGAGAGGUUUACAAUGCAUGCAGCAGUGUUGUGGACAAUACAUGACUUUCCAGCAUAUGGAACACUUUCUGGAUGGAGUACCAAAGGAUACAAAGCAUGUCCGACUUGUAAUGAAGAUACUUCUUCCCAAGCUUUAAGAAGUAAGAUUUGUUACAUGGGACAUCGUCGAUAUUUAUCCAUAAAUCAUGCAUGGAGAAAUAAUCGACAAUAUGAUGGAAAGCUUGAACGAAGGUUAGCUCCAAAGCAGUUUUCAGGAGCUGAAAUAUUACAACAGUUAGAUAGGACAAUUGAGAGCAGAUCGGGGAAACAUCCUAACAAUGUGGAUAAAAAGAGAAAGCGUGCUGCCUUUGGAACAAUGUUGGACAUCAAAGGUAAGUCGAAGGAUACUGACAAGGCACGUAUGGAUUUAAAGGAUCUGAAAAUUCGAAAAGAAUUGCAUUUACAAGAAACUGGCGAUAGCUAUGCUGCUAAUAUUUCAAAGAAUGUGAACAUUAAGGAUGGUAAGAUAUCAGGUUUGAAAACUCAUGAUAGUCAUGUUCUUUUGCAACAACUUUUUCCGGUGGGUAUAAGACCUUACAUUAAGAAAGAGGUUUGUGGAACAAUUAUUGAAAUGUGCAUGUUCUUCCAAAAACUUUGUGCACGAACUCUAUCUGUUUCAGACUUGGAUAUGUUACAAAAGGGGAUAAUACUUACAUUGUGUAAAUUGGAAAGAAUAUUCCCUCCAGCCUUUUUUGAUAUCAUGGUUCAUCUAGCAGUUCACCUACCAUAUGAGGCAAAAAUGGCAGGACCAGUACAUACUCGUUGGAUGUAUCCUUUUAAAAGAAAUAAAGCUCAUCCAGAAGGUUCAAUAGCAGAGGGUUAUGUUGUCAAUGAGGCAUUAACUUAUUGUUCAAUGUACCUUCAUGGUAUUGAAACUCGAUUCAAUCGGCCAGAACGUAAUAAAGAUGGUGAGAAUCAGAUUGCUUCGACUUUGUCAGUAUUCACUCAACCUGUGAACUUGUUGGGGAAACCUCAAUUUGUUGAACUGAAAGAUGAUGAUUAUAAAAAAGCUCAUUGUGAGCACACCAAACUAUUGCAAAACAGGGGUGUCACAAGUAUUCUGCGGGUACAAGAAAAGGAAUUUCCACAAUGGUUUGAACAAAGGAUAAAAUAUUUCAGUAGAUGUAAAUAUCCAAUGGUAACUGAUGAGUUGUACUCACUAGCAUGUGGUCCUGAUUAUGGAAUAAGAUCAUAUAGUGGAUGUGUAGUAAAUGGAGUUCGAUAUCGUACAAAAGUUCGUGAUGAUAGAUGUGCAUGGUUUGACACAAAUGUGAAAAAGAAAAAGAUGAUCACAGAGUUUCAAAUCACAAGCAUUAAUGUCACUUCAUAUUGGUAUAAGAAUGACCCUUUUGUCCUUGCCUCACAAGCUAAACAAGUGUUUUAUGUGGAUGAUUACAAGAUGGGUCAACAUUGGAAAGUGGUUCGAAAGGUGCAUCAUCGUCAUCUGUGGGAUUUUCCAGACCGAUUAGAUGAAGGUGAUGAUCAUGGUGAUUCAUUUGAAGUUUAA